Molecule: messenger RNA, 578 nt
Organism: Drosophila takahashii
Lineage: Eukaryota; Metazoa; Arthropoda; Insecta; Diptera; Drosophilidae
Product: resuscitation-promoting factor RpfA
Source: RefSeq, a predicted model, not a curated record
GCAGCACAACAUGGCCUACAAGUUCACCUGCUCUCUGCUCCUGAUCGCAGCCAUUGCUUCCGUUUCUCUGGCGGAACCGGUUAGGUUCCGAGGCCGAUCCUCUCGCUUCCAGUUUGCCCGUCAGGAGCAGGCUCCAGAGGAUCAGUCGGCUCCGGCAGAUCCCUCUCCCUCCGUGGAUAUUGCCCCCACUCCGGCCUCGGCUCCUUACCCCCCAGCGGGAGUCACACCGGAAGUACCCUUCGACCUGCCCACGGAGACGGAAGCUCAGCCCGAUCUGACCUACGGACCGCCAGCUGAGCCGGACAACACCUACGGACCUCCGGAUAACACCUACGGACCCCCGGCAGAGCCCGAUAACACCUAUGGACCGCCGGCAGACAUCGUCCCAGUUGACCAGGCUCCUGUGGAUGCUGCGGAACCCGUUCCCGCCAGUCUGAUCCAGCCUCGUAAUGGACGCCUUCGCAGCCGUCGGCCCGUCCCGGAAAAGCUCCGAAACGCCCAGAUCAUCCGCUCCUCACCAGUGCUGGUAUAUUCCAUCUAAAAUGGGUCAGCCCAAAUUUGUUGAUAUACAAAUGGAA